This is a messenger RNA of Racocetra persica, 552 nucleotides long. NCBI's taxonomy places the organism in Eukaryota, Fungi, Glomeromycota, Glomeromycetes, Diversisporales, Gigasporaceae. The record is from the annotation of a GenBank genome assembly.
AGAGUGGGGCCUCGAGCAUGUCAGAUUUCUGACCUCUACGAAAAUCCCAUUUUCAAAUUCUUAAUGACUGCGACAGGUAGCGGAAUCCAUGUUCCAGUAAUGUUGAAAGAGGUUUUGGACUAUCUCAAUCUAAAAAAAGGAGGGGUCUAUGUUGACGGAACUUUCGACAAGGAGUUUAGCGAUUUGACACAAAAAGACAAAAUUUUCCUCACCUCUCAAUUUUGCCUCAUUAACGACAACUUUGCCAAUCUGGAAGAACAUUUAAAAAAGAUGGGCAUCCAAGAGGUAGACGGAUUUUUAUUUGAUUUAGGGCUUUCUUCGGACCAGUUAGCGGCUACAGAAAGGGGGUUCAGUUAUCGGUCAGAUUCACCAUUGGAUAUGCGAAUAAGCCAGACAACCAAACUAUCAGCCGCCGAUAUCAUUAACGACUAUCCAGAAGCCAAAUUAGCCGACAUUUUUUAUCAUUACGGAGAAGAAAGAAAAGCCCGCCCUAUAGCUCGCAAAAUUUGUUACUGGCGAAAAAAAGAAAAAAUUGUUAACUCUCAGCAAUUG